AUGGUUUUUCAAUUCUGGAACAAUACUCGAUUAUUUGUUCAACUCAUAUCAUUAUGUUGUUUAACUCUCCUUCAAAUCAACUCUCAAAUUUUUACAUUUACUGUAAUUUGUAUGGAUGAUAUAAAAAUGAAUCAUACCGGAGAAAAUCAACAUUGGAUUGACAGUAAUUCGGAUAAAAAUAUAUUAUUUAGUGCAACUGCAGUUGGUGCACUUUUUGGAAUUAUUCCAGCUGUUCCACUUUUGCAUAAAUUCGGAGUUCGAAAAAUUCAAACCCUUUGUGGUAUAUUUUCAUCAAUUGGAACUAUAUUAUUCCCAUUUUCUGUUGAUUAUACUGGUUAUUUUGGAGUUAUGAUUUGUCGAGUUUUACAAGGAUUUGGAAUCAGUAUACUUCUAACAUUGAUUGGUGUGAUACCUAGAUCUUGGUCUCCGGAAGAUGAAGUUGGAACUUAUCUUGCAAUUUUAUCAUGCGCCUAUCAAAUUAGUAGUACAAUAUUUCUAUCAUCUGCUGGAUUUAUGUGUGAAUCUUCCUUGAGCUGGAGAUUUAUAUAUUAUUUGUUUGGGUUUAUUAGUGUUUUGUUUUUCGGAAUAUUUUAUGUUUUCUACACGGAUUCUCCAAAGUCCCACAGGUCAGUAUUUGUUAUUGAUGGCCAAAACUUCAUAUAUCAAUUUAUUAAUUUUUAGAAAUGUAUCAAUAAGCGAACUCCAAAAAAUCGAGACUGGAAAAAAAGAAACAGCCAAGGAAAAAGUUCCAUAUUUUGCAAUCUGUACAGAUCUUUGCAAUAUAAUUGCAUGGAUUUCUUUUCUUGGUGGGAACUUGGGAUAUACAACUUUUCUAUUAUACGGACCAACCUAUCUUCGAGAUAUUUUGAAGAUGGAUGCAAAAACAGCUGGAUUAUCAAAUGGUAUUCCAUAUUUGUUUUGUGCAAUUAUAAAACUUGUAGUUGGAAGAGUUUCAGAUAAAUUACCAGGAAUUAGAGAAAAGGUAUAUUUCAAUAUGAUAACUACAGUAAUCAUAAUUUUGGAAAAUGAUUUCAGACUCGUUUCACUUGUUGGCUAUUCAUUUCCGUGAUUGGAAUAGUCAUUGGGAUGUUAGUAAUGGCAUGGACUGAUGAUCAUUUGAUUGCACAAGGUGGAUUCACAUUUUCAAUAGCUACAUCUGGUUUAGUUAUAAUGGCAGCAAUUAGAUGUCUUCAGCUUCGAACUCUUCAACAUUGUCAUUUUGCAGUUUCUGUUAUUUCAUUUCUUGCCUAUGUUGUUCAAUUUAUCAUUCCUCUUGGUGUUGAUUUUAUCUGUCCAGAUAAUACACCUCAACAAUGGUCAAAACUAUUUAUUGUUAUAUCAAUUCUUAUGAUUUUAACAAGUAUUCCAUUUCCAUUUAUAACAACUCAAAAUGCUGGGAAAUAUACGAAAAAACAUUCAAAAAUUGAUAUUAUUUCUGAUGAUAAAUUAUAA
Messenger RNA from Caenorhabditis angaria, 1452 nucleotides. The record is from the annotation of a GenBank genome assembly. Lineage: Eukaryota; Metazoa; Nematoda; Chromadorea; Rhabditida; Rhabditidae.